UCAGAGAACGGUCGCACUGCAGGUGGAACAACAAAAACUUAAAAUAAAAAAGGCCAGAUAUAUUUGAACGUUUACAGGACUAGUGAUAUUUUAUCCCCACGACAACUGCCAAAGAAUCUGCAGGCCCAUUCCCAAAUUUCUCCCAAAACUUCAAAACUAAAGCUAUGGGUGAUAACAAAAUUUGCGACAUUAGCAACGAAGUUCUGGAGGAAUUGAAGAAGUUUCGAUUCAGCAAAAGCAAAAAUAAUGCGGCUUUGAUAUUAAAAGUUGACCGGGAAAAACAAUCGGUGGUACUUGAUGAAUUCAUCGACGAUAUCUCAGUGGACGAACUGCAGGACACCUUGCCAGGACAUCAGCCCCGAUAUGUGAUCUAUACUUAUAAGAUGGUGCACGACGAUCAGCGCAUUUCCUAUCCGAUGUGCUUUAUCUUCUACACUCCAAGGGAUAGCCAGAUUGAACUACAAAUGAUGUACGCCUGCACAAAGAGCGCUCUUCAGCGCGAGGUGGAUCUCACGCGGGUCUACGAAAUUCGCGAACUAGACGAACUGACCGAGGACUGGCUGAGAGCCAAGCUCAAGUAAAGUGGUUUCGAUCUCUGGGAUCAGUUCCGGGCCGUUGUCAAAAGCAAUACUUUAUUAUAGUGCUUCGAUUGAUUUCGGAGCAUUUUAUUGAAAUAUUCAAUGGAUCAAAAUGGAUCAAGCCGAUACCAACGAUGCAUACCAAUACCAAACAAACCAAUAUUGAGAUACGACAAUUUUUACCUACAGAAAACACAAAUCAAGAUAAGUUUAUACAACAUAAUGACAAUUUUAUAUAGAUUACCGCAUGCGACAAGCAUGCGGGAGAGUUCUUAGUGAUUUUAGUUUUUGUAUUUAAGUAAUAAUCAUUAUAGAAGCUGUGCUUGCCAAAUUUCUACAUGUAUUUAUUGUAAAGAUAUAAAAGCAAACAUGACAAAAAUAUUCCAUUUUAUAUAGACAAACUAAAUAAAAGUGUUCAAUAUUAAA
Molecule: messenger RNA, 1004 nt
Organism: Drosophila rhopaloa
Lineage: Eukaryota; Metazoa; Arthropoda; Insecta; Diptera; Drosophilidae
Gene: GMF
Product: glia maturation factor beta
Exons: 4
Coding region: 165-581 (138 amino acids)
Biological process (GO): negative regulation of Arp2/3 complex-mediated actin nucleation; actin filament debranching
Cellular component (GO): actin cortical patch
Molecular function (GO): actin binding; Arp2/3 complex binding
Source: RefSeq, a predicted model, not a curated record